AUGUCUCAAGUCAUGUUUUCAUUUUGCCUCAUCCUUGUUGUGGUGGGAAUGAUGGCAAACGCCACGGUUCUGUGGUUUCUGGGCUUCCGCUUGCACAGGAACGCCUUCUCUGUCUACAUCCUCAACCUGGCCGUGGCUGACUUCCUCUUCCUCUGCUUUCAGUUUGUCUUUUGCCUUCUUACUUUCAUUGACAUCUUCUACACCAUUUCCAUCUACAUCCCUCUGUUUUCUGUUGCUGUGUCGAUAUUUGCUUAUUUCUGUGGGAUGAACAUUCUCAGCGUCAUCAGCAUCGAGCGCUGCCUGUCUGUCAUGUGGCCCAUCUGGUAUCGCUGCCAACGCCCCAAGCACACGUCAGCUGUCAUGUGUGCGUUCAUUUGGGCUCUGUCUCUGCUGCUGACUCUCCUGGAUGGGAAGACAUGUGGCGUGCCAUUAAGUAGCUCUGACAUGUUUUGGUGUCGGAUAUUCGAUUUCGCCAUGACUGUAUGGUCAGCGGCUUUAGUCGUGGUUCUCUGUGGGUCCAACCUCACCCUGCUGGUGAGGGUCUUCUGUGGCUCACGCAGGGUUUCUGUGACCAGGCUGUAUGUGAUCAUCGUACUCACAGUGCUGUUCUUCCUGCUCUUUGGUCUUCCCUUGGGGAUCUACUGUCUCUUCCACAAAUGGAUUGGGGACUUACAUUAUGUUCAAAUUUGCGAUUUUUAUUUUGUGACGCUAUUCCUAUCCUGUGUUAACAGCUGUGCCAACCCCAUCAUUUACUUCUUUGUUGGCUCCAUCAGACACCGUAGGCCCCAGCAGAAGACUCUGAAGCUGUGUCUGCAGCGAGCCCUGCAGGACACCGCUGAGGAGGAGGAAAGUGGAGAGAGAGGUUCUUUGGGAGAGCCUGGAGAACUGUAA
Phodopus roborovskii (desert hamster) is the source of this 891-nucleotide messenger RNA. RefSeq names its product mas-related G-protein coupled receptor member B2. The transcript has a single exon. The record is from RefSeq and is a predicted model, not a curated record. Gene Ontology annotation, cellular component: membrane. The coding region runs from base 1 to 891 and encodes 296 amino acids. Gene Ontology annotation, molecular function: G protein-coupled receptor activity. NCBI's taxonomy places the organism in Eukaryota, Metazoa, Chordata, Mammalia, Rodentia, Cricetidae. Gene Ontology annotation, biological process: G protein-coupled receptor signaling pathway.